CGGUCACACUAGCAACCGGCAGCGUUUGUUUUGCUGCAGAUUUUUGUGUUUAUUUUCGUUUUUGUGCAAUUUAACAAGAUCAACAUGAAGCGAAGAAGUCAAACUAGAGCCGAACAAGCCGUUCCACCAGCUAAAACUACAAAGGAGAAUAGUGGAUCGCUCACAGUGUCCCAGCUCAGCUCCGAUGUUAUUUGGCAGCUGGCAUCGCAGUACUGGACGCCGGACACGAAAGCAGAUCACCUGCCGUACAGUGCCAAGAUCAUCGAACGCAUUUACAAUGAGGAGAUCGGUGAUGGCGGUGGCCACAGUGCACGGAGGAUAAACAUGCUGGAGUUCAGUCAGUAUCUGGAGCAGUACCUGUGGCCACACUACCAACGUGAAACCGCCACCCAUGCCCACCUUAUGUCCAUCGUUAUAAUGGCCAACGAGAAGUUCCGGGAGCGCGUCGAAGUUUGGACCGUGUUUGAAAAGCUCCCGGAUCAGUAUCCAGCCUUCUUUCGCCACGUGCUAGAGAGCUGUUUGCCGAGCAAAAAGGCAAAGGAGGCUAGUAGCACGCUAAGGGAGCGGACAGCGCUGUUGAUGUUCAUUAACCACUGCUUUAACAGCAUGGAGAUAGAGCUGUGCAGAGAACAGGCCAAACGACUAGUCUCCUUGUCCAUGUGGCAUUGCCUGCAGCCUCGCCGUCGCGAACAAGAGCUUCGAGAAGUUCCUGAGUGGCGAAAGUACUGGAAACGCUUGCUCAAGAAGGAGAAAGACAGCAAACCGGAGGUCCUCUGGGAGAGACACUUUAUGCAGAACCUUAUCAUUGACUUCCUGCACAUACUCGAAAGCAUUCCCGCCGAAGGCGAGGUGCCGCGCAACGUGGUUCACUACUGUGAGCGCUUCCUAGAGUUUAUUAUCGACUUGGAGGCACUUUUGCCGACUCGACGCUUCUUCAACACGGUUUUAGACGACUGUCAUCUGAUUGUGCGGGCUCUUCUGUCACCCUUGGUUCGUCGCGAGGAGGGAAAACUGUUUGGUCAGCUCCUGGACAUGCUAAAGUUUUAUACCCGCUUCGAGAUCAACGACGUUACUGGAAGUUCGCUCACUGAUCACGACAUGACCCAGCUGCACUACAAGAAGAUCACCUCGCUGCAGCGAGCGGUGUUCGCCAAGUUUCCCAGCCUGCGGGUCUUUGCCUUGUCCAACGUAGCCACGGUGGAUAACAGGGAGUCGCUGGAGCAGCACUUCGGUGGGUUGGAUGGCAAGGGACUCCUUCAGAUUGCCACGUUCUUGAAUCUCGUGCCAGAGGAGGUGGUCUCACCCUUGGACUGGCAUCGGGUAGACGAGCAAUUUCUGCGUGAGCUGCUGAUUACGCGACAUGAGCGACGCUGUUCGCAGUUGGAGGCGCUAAACGAGAUGCCCCUGUAUCCCACGGAGCAGAUCAUCUGGGACGAGAACGUGGUGCCCUCGGAAUAUUACUCCGGUGACAGCUGCUUGGCGCUACCCAAACUUAAUCUGCAGUUCCUGACUCUCCACGAUUAUCUCCUACGCAACUUUAACCUAUUCCGCUUGGAAUCCACCUAUGAAAUCCGCCAAGAUAUCGAAGAUGCCGUCAGCCGCAUGUUGCCAUGGAAAUCCGAAGAUGGCGAUGUUGUGUUCGGUGGCUGGGCAAGAAUGGCUCUGCCCAUUGCCAGCUUUGCCGUUGUCGAAGUGGCCAAACCUCAUCUUGGCGAAAAGAAGCCCUCCAGAGUACGUGCUGAUGUGGGCGUAACUCUUUCGGUGCGCCGAGAGAUCAAGGCAGAGUGGGAGAACCUUCGAAAGCACGACGUGUGCUUCCUCAUAACCGUAAAGCCAACGCAACCAUACGGCACUAAGUACAAGCACCGCGAGCCUUUUGUUCCCCAGGUAGGCUUGGUCAGUGUCCGUGGGUGUGAGGUGGAGGGCAUGCUAGAUGCCAAUGGCCGAGUCAUAGAAGACGGCCCGGAACCAAGGCCACAGCUGCAGGGUGAGAAUCGUUGCUACCGCGUUUGGCUGGACUCCAAUCAGUACCGCUUGGAUAUGGACGAUCUACAGGAGGGAGCCGACGAUGUCUACGAGAGUUUUAACAUCCUCAUGCGCCGCAAGCCCAAGGAGAAUAACUUCAAGGCCGUGCUGGAAACCAUACGUCAUUUAAUGAAUACUGAAUGCGUGGUUCCGCCUUGGCUUCACGACAUCCUUUUGGGCUAUGGUGAUCCUGGAGCUGCCCACUACAGUAAUAUGCCCAAUCAGGAACGCAGUCUGGAGUUUAACGAUACCUUCAUGGAUUACAAUCAUCUUGAGGCCAGUUUCCCCCAAUAUAAUUUGAAGUGUGAGGUGCCAGUGGAAAACCGCCAACCUCCUUUUAGGCUAAUAUUUGAGGAUGUGCCUAUUCAAAAGGAAAGCGAUGGAGAGGAUCCUGAAGAGAAACCUGAAGAGAAAUUGACCAAAUCCAUUUUGGUGCAGCCCUACAAAUAUGAAGCCAGGGGCCCAUAUCCCAGCGACAAGCCUAAACAAAACUCUAUUCGUUUUACACCCACUCAAGUGGAAGCCAUUCGUGCUGGAAUGCAACCGGGACUGACACUGGUGGUCGGUCCUCCUGGCACCGGUAAAACUGACGUGGCUGUGCAAAUUAUAUCGAAUAUUUACCACAACCACCCCAAUCAACGAACCCUUAUUGUGACCCACUCCAAUCAGGCGCUCAACCAGUUGUUCGAAAAGAUCAUGGCUUUGGAUAUCGAUGAGCGGCACUUGCUACGUCUUGGUCACGGCGAGGAAGCUUUGGAGACCGAGAAAGACUACAGUCGAUAUGGACGAGUCAACUAUGUACUGGCCAAGCGUAUGGAUCUUCUUAGCCAGGUGCAGAAGUUGCAAGAGGCGCUUGGCGUGAGUGGUGAUAAUGCUUACACUUGUGAAACCGCCGGCUAUUUUUAUCUGUACAAUGUCAUGGCGCGAUGGGAGAAGUUCCAGAGUCAGAUAAGCGUACAUAAAGGGGAGGCGGAUGCGGAGAAGCUAAGAGCAGAGUUUGAAAAGGAGUUUCCCUUUGGAAAAUUCUUUGCAGAUGCCCCGCAGCCAUUGUUCAAGGGCGCGAAUUAUGAUGAACUUAUGGAUAUUGCCUGCUCUAAUUUCCGAUACAUUUCGGAUAUAUUCAACGAACUAGAGGAAUUCCGUGCUUUUGAAUUGCUUCGCACGGGACUAGAUCGAUCGAAAUAUUUGCUAGUCAAAGAGGCAAAGAUCAUUGCCAUGACUUGUACACAUGCGGCACUCAAACGCAAGGAGCUGGUUAAUCUCGGUUUUCGAUACGACAAUAUCCUUAUGGAAGAAUCGGCGCAGAUCCUGGAGAUCGAAACGUUUAUUCCCCUGCUGCUGCAGAAUCCGCUGGAUGGACUUAAUCGUCUUAAACGUUGGAUCAUGAUCGGGGAUCAUCAUCAGCUGCCGCCUGUGAUUAAGAACAUGGCUUUCCAAAAGUACUCCAACAUGGAACAGAGUCUGUUUACCAGGCUGGUUCGUCUCGGAGUGCCUACCGUAGAUCUUGACGGGCAGGGUCGUGCACGAGCCAGUAUUUGUUCGUUGUACAAGUGGCGCUACAAGAAGCUGGAAGACCUGCAGCACAUCUUUGAGCGGGAUGAAUACAAACAGGCUAAUCCAGGAUUUGUUCACGACUACCAGCUUAUUAAUGUCGAAGAUUUCAAGGGAGUGGGGGAAAGCGAGCCCAAUCCCUACUUCUACCAGAAUCUUGCUGAGGCAGAGUACAUUGUCGCCGUGUACAUGUAUAUGCGUCUGCUGGGCUACCCUGCAGCUAAGAUCUCCAUUUUGACAACCUACAAUGGUCAAAAGCAUCUCAUCCGCGACGUAAUCAACGCCCGAUGCGGAAACAAUCCUCUUAUUGGUUGGCCGCAUAAGAUUACCACCGUGGAUAAAUACCAGGGUCAGCAGAACGACUACAUACUCAUUUCUCUAGUACGCACCAAGGCGGUUGGACAUCUGCGGGAUGUACGACGUUUAGUGGUGGCCAUGAGUCGAGCGCGUCUGGGAUUAUAUGUAUUUGGCAGGGUCUCCUUGUUUAAGAACUGUCUGGAACUUCAGCAGACUUUCAAGCUUCUAACACAGAGACCUUUGAAGUUGAGUCUGGUACCCGAAGACAAGUUCCCCACGGAUCGUUUGGCUAGUGCUGCUGUAGCCAGUCAAGAUAUCAAGACGGUAGAAAACAUGUCCGAAAUGGCACAGUUUGUGUACGAGCGGUACAUGGCAAAAAUGGAGGAGCUAAAGGGCACUCUUCCUUCCGAAGAAGAGUUGGAAGCAAUGCGCAACCAGCUGCUGCAGGAAGAUGAGGAAUCUGUUCCAGAAGCUUCCGAAGAGCCUCCGGAAAAAAGAGCAGCUAAGGAAGAGCCAUUGUCCAAAAAGAAAACAACAGAAGCCUUUAAGCCCACCCCUAUUCUCAACGAAAUAAACGUGGACGACACGGAGAUGGGUCAAAGGGAACAAAUUGAAGAGGAAGCUACUGAUCAAGACAAAACCCAGGAGUCGGCUCCAGCUGAAGAGUCUUAGUUAUUGUUCAGUUGCUCAAAUAAUUUAAUUUCAUUAAGUUCCAACAAAGUUAAAGUGACAAAUCAAAAACGCAUAGACCACACUC
Molecule: messenger RNA, 4630 nt
Organism: Drosophila melanogaster (fruit fly)
Lineage: Eukaryota; Metazoa; Arthropoda; Insecta; Diptera; Drosophilidae
Exons: 8
Coding region: 85-4545 (1486 amino acids)
Biological process (GO): mRNA splicing, via spliceosome
Cellular component (GO): nucleoplasm; spliceosomal complex
Molecular function (GO): RNA helicase activity; helicase activity
Source: RefSeq, marked reviewed